Molecule: messenger RNA, 927 nt
Organism: Ylistrum balloti
Lineage: Eukaryota; Metazoa; Mollusca; Bivalvia; Pectinida; Pectinidae
Exons: 3
Coding region: 101-499 (132 amino acids)
Source: RefSeq, a predicted model, not a curated record
ACGGAGGCUGAUUUGUAAACAAAAACCGUUUGGCUCCAAACAUAACAAACACUGUUCUCAAAAAUCUGCAUAGGAACUAACUAAUAAGCUGACAGUGAAAAUGGUUUGGGGAGCUUUGGCAUCAGUUGGGAUGAGUAUGGUAAUUGGGUUUUUGUGUUAUUCACCAUUUUCCUUGGGUAAAUAUUGGAUGAGAGCCAACUAUCCUGGACAGACAUAUUCACAAGUUAAAGAAGGCUUUAGUCCAGCUAUAAUGCCACUCGUUUUGUGCAGCAGUUCAAUUCUGGUGGCAGUUCUUCAUUACUUUGUUGGACCCUACCUGGGAGUGACAAGUGUUCCUGCUGCCUUAAAGGUUGGGCUUGCUUUGUCUGUUGUGAACAUGCUGGUGAAUUUUCCACACCUGUUGUACAACAGAAGUUCCGUGGUAGCAUACCUGAUUGAUCACUCCUACAAUGCUGCUGUUGUUACAGCAUCUUGUCUGUGUCUGGUGUACUUCAGUUAAGUGUCACAAUGUGUACCUGGUGUACUUUAGUUAACAUCAUGAUGUCUGCCUGGUGCACUGAGUUAACAUCAUGAUGUCUGAUGUACUUCAGCUAUUUACCCACUAUCAUCAUUUGUUCUUUUCAUUUAGAUUUUUUCUUCAGCAUUUUAUUUGUGUCUAUUAUGAAGCAUUAAUGUAUAUAUAGCUGUGUAAUAGUAAGGCUGUAUCUAUUUUUGAUGGAAAAUUCUAUUGGCUGCACAAUCUAUGCUAAAGAUUGUAAUACAUUGUAAUAUCAAUAAUAAGAAAUUGAUCUUUACAAUUAUCAGUAUGUACUCUAUAUUGAUAAAAUUACAAUCCAGUUUGGAAGUUUUCCUUUAUUUAAGGUUUUGUUUAGAAACAAAAGAAAUCAAAAUCAAAGAAAAGUUCAAGAAAAUGAUUACAGUAUAUCA